Molecule: messenger RNA, 3421 nt
Organism: Anarrhichthys ocellatus (wolf-eel)
Lineage: Eukaryota; Metazoa; Chordata; Actinopteri; Perciformes; Anarhichadidae
Product: calpain-1 catalytic subunit-like
Exons: 22
Coding region: 143-2260 (705 amino acids)
Biological process (GO): proteolysis
Cellular component (GO): cytoplasm
Molecular function (GO): calcium ion binding; calcium-dependent cysteine-type endopeptidase activity
Source: RefSeq, a predicted model, not a curated record
UACUGUGUGCAGCGGAGAGGGCUGGACCUGGACCUGGACCUGCGCUCCUGGCUACUAAACCACUGCCCCCUUUCACAGAUUUAUACAAUUAUCACUAUCGGACCUGAUUUGAAGGAGCCGUAAAUUGCCUUGAAAUCGGCGUAUGUAUCCAACCGGAGGGAUAUCUGCAACCAUACAGGCCAACAGGCUACGAGCUGAAGGCAUGGGCUCCAAGGAGCAGGCUGUACACUUCUCCAACCAGGACUACGAGGCACUGAAGCAGGAAUGUUUGGAGUCCGGCUGCUUGUUUGAAGACUCCUAUUUCCCCGCUGAGCCUCCAUCCUUAGGUUUCAAGGAGCUCGCCCCCUAUUCCUCCAAAACUAAGGAUGUGGAGUGGAUGAGGCCCCCGGAACUGACCGACGAUCCUCAGUUCAUCGUGGGUGGUGCUACCAGAACUGACAUCUGUCAGGGAGCGCUGGGCGACUGCUGGCUCUUAGCAGCCAUCGGCUCUCUCACCCUGAAUGAGAAGCUUCUUCAUCGGGUUGUCCCUCAUGGCCAGUCCUUCCAAGAUGAUUAUGCCGGAAUCUUCCACUUUCAGUUCUGGCAGUUCGGCGAGUGGGUGGAUGUUGUGAUAGAUGACAGACUGCCUGUCAAAGACGGCGAGCUCAUGUUUGUCCAUUCCGCUGAGGGCAAUGAAUUCUGGAGUGCACUCCUGGAGAAGGCUUACGCUAAGCUAAAUGGCUCCUAUGAGGCUCUGUCCGGAGGAAGCACCACUGAAGGGUUCGAGGACUUCACAGGUGGUGUGUCUGAGAUGUACGAGCUCCGCAGUGCUCCUAGAGAUCUGCACAGGAUAAUUGGCAAAGCCCUGGAGAGAGGCUCUCUGCUGGGCUGCUCCAUCGAUAUCACCAGUGCCUUCGACAUGGAGGCUGUUACAUUCAAGAAGCUUGUGAAGGGCCACGCCUACUCUGUCACUGGACUGAAGGAGGUUGAUUUCCGCGGCAACAUGGAACGCCUAAUCCGAAUACGUAACCCUUGGGGUCAGGUGGAGUGGACUGGUGCCUGGAGUGACAAUUCUCCUGAAUGGGAUGAGAUUGACCCGUCUGAACAAGAGGACCUGCACCUGAAGAUGGAAGACGGGGAGUUUUGGAUGUCCUUCAGUGAAUUCAAGACGCAGUUUUCUCGGCUAGAGAUCUGUAACUUGACUCCUGAUGCCUUGAGUGAGGAAGGUCUCGGCUACUGGAACAACAUCAAGUUCUACGGCGCGUGGCGGAAAGGCAGCACCGCCGGAGGCUGCAGGAACAAUCCCAACACGUUUUGGAUCAACCCUCAGUACAAGAUCACGUUGCUGGAGGAGGAUGAUGACGACCCAGAGGAUGGUGAGGCGGCGUGCAGUUUUCUAGUAGCUCUCAUGCAGAAGGACCGCCGCAGAUAUCGGCGCCAUGGUCAGGACAUGCACACGAUUGGCUUUGCUCUUUAUGAGAUUCCAGAAGAGUACAGAGGCUGCCAGAAUGUCCAUUUGAAGAAAGAUUUCUUUUUGAAACAUUCAUCGUGCGCUCGCUCUGAGACCUUCAUCAACCUGCGGGAGGUGAGCACGCGGCUCCGUCUGCCCCCUGGAGAGUACCUCAUCGUCCCCUCCACCUAUGAGGCCAGUAAGGAGGCUGACUUCGUCCUCAGAGUCUUCACUGAGAAGCAAUCAGAAACAGAAGAACUGGAUGAUGAAAUCUCUGCCGAUUUAGGAGAUGAUGAUGAAAUAACUGAAGACGACAUCGAUGACUCUUUUAAGUCCAUGUUCGCCCAGCUAGCAGGAGAGGACAUGGAGAUUUCUAUUCACGAGCUUCGGACCAUUCUGAACAGAGUCAUCACCAGGCACAAAGAUCUGAAGACUGAUGGCUUCAGUAUGGAGUCAUGCAGGACCAUGGUCAACCUGAUGGACAAAGAUGGUAGUGCUCGUUUAGGGCUGGUGGAGUUCCAGAUCCUCUGGAACAAAAUCCGAAAGUGGCUGGUCAUUUUUAGAGAUUUUGACCUCGACAAGUCGGGUGCCAUGAGCUCAUAUGAGAUGCGUCUUGCUGUGGAGGCAGCAGGUUUUAAACUGAAUAACAGACUGAACCAGAUUCUGGUAGCCCGGUAUGCAGAGAACGAGAUGGUUGACUUUGACAACUUCAUCUGCUGCUUGGUCAAGCUUGAAGCCAUGUUUAGGUCUUUCCAGCAGUUUGACAAGGAGGGAUCAGGAGAGGCUGAAAUGAAUGUCACAGAGUGGCUUUACCUGACAAUGUGUGGUUGAAGAGGGCCUUCUUCGCUGGAGGGAGAUAUAGAGUAAAGGCACAGUGCCUGCAAAUUGCGAACCCGGGGAACUGAUGAUCCAUCAACCUUAGCGACCUUUAACACAUCACACCUCAGCGUACGUAAAAUACAAAUAUAGCUGUAUAAUAUUAAGCAAAGUCCAAUCAAGCCAAGUGUCUCCCGGACAAAUUUUAGAAAACUAUGCAAACCUGCAGUAGGAAAUAGUCAGUGUGCCACAUUGAUCUGUCAUCUCUGUAAAAACAGCAUGUCUCUGACUCUGUGCAUGACAAAAAUCACUAGCUAUAAUGUGCCUUGUUGCAAUUUGAUUCACUAACAAUUUCACUGUUCUCAUUAUUUCAAACUCACUAAAAGCUGUUCUGCCAAGGAACACAUAGAAGAAAUCUGAAGAAGCCUGUUACUGUAAUGAUGCUUUACAAUGUGAUGUUUUAUAGUUUCUCUGCACUCAUGUUUCCACUUUGUCCUAAUUUUAGAGCAGAACGAUUAAUAAGAUUGAACACCUCAGUGUUGAGUUGGUAGUUCCAUGAUUUUACCUGUAGAUGGCAGUACAGAUCUAAUGUAAAGUUUAGCCUGUUAAUAUAUUACACAACUAUUUUUCUUUAGUUGAAGUUGAAAUUUAGCAUCUGAACUUUGUUUAGCUUUACUUGUUUUUAUUUUGCACUGAGGAUUUAGUUUUAGGAAGAUGCUACUGAAGUUGCCUCACAUUUGUGAGAAGUACUAUAUUUCAGUCCACUCAAGUAACAUUUACAGGGAUCACAUGAUACUUAAUGCCUUAUAAAUCACACUAUGAUUUUAUAAACAGCGAUUAAAAGUAUGCUCGUUAUGCGUUUUGUGUCGUAAAUGUAUGUUGUGCCUUCAAUAAAAUAUUACCCUGACGGUUCAUACUUUCCCAGUUUGUUCAUUGUAUUCAUAACAUGAGUUUGACCCACAUUUGGCUGCUCAAACUUCCCCAGAAGCUGAUAUGCUAUGCCUUUUAAGCUAAAGGUUAUAUUUAUUGUAAGCACAGAGAGGCCUCCGUGAAAUGCCAAGCAUGUCGACAAAGGCUCGAGCUCGUUACAUACAUUGACAACAGAAUACUGUAGAGACAAUUGUGGCUGGGUGUAUGCUCCCUUUAUUGAAAACAUACAAUCGUAAAAUGUUCAUA